AUGGGAACAGGAGAUUUGAACCUUCUCAAGUCGUGGAACCCACAUUUACUGAAGAACAAGAAGAAAGUUUGGGAAACAGAACAACAGCUACUAGACGAAAACAAAAAGUUCAAGGAGAGGCAACAAGAGAUAGAAAAUGAACGAGAACAAGAAGAGCUCACAUCGCUGACAAGGGACGGUAACGUACGAAAAAAGAAAUCCACUUUGGAUUGGAUGUACAACGAUGCAGCUUCGACGGACUACCAAAAUAGCGAUUUUUUAUUAGGCAAGAAACGUAUCGACCACAAUACAUUAACCGCCCCGGAGAAAACAACAGAAAAAGCGUCCGGAAACCGCAGGCGGUUCCACAACGACAACAAGGGCGUCGAUUCAAUAACAAAACAAGCAAAAUCUCCGACGGCAGGAAGCUUCUCAAGAGAUGACCCCUUAGCCGCUUUCCAAAAGGCACAAGUUAUGCGAAAGCAACAUAAAGCAGCUAAAGUGAAGAAGCCGCUACCGAAAAAACAAUCAGCAGGUAAGGCACAGUCACAGGCAAUGAAAUCCCAUUCUCUAGAAAAAGGCAACACAAGCUACGACAUGGAUUACUAG
This is a messenger RNA of Lachancea nothofagi CBS 11611, 588 nucleotides long. The record is from the annotation of a GenBank genome assembly. Lineage: Eukaryota; Fungi; Ascomycota; Saccharomycetes; Saccharomycetales; Saccharomycetaceae.